GUUCUGCAGUCUGAUGGAGCUCCGGCUGCAGCCGCUCCCCGCUCUGCGUCUGCGUCACCGCCGCACAUGAGGACUGAAUCCCUGCGGCGCAGAUGACCAAUCCCACGCAGCUGCAGUGAUUUCCGUUUUAGGAAAAGCGGAUUUUAACUUUAGAAGAAGUUUGGGCUUCAGUUGUUGCUCCUGCGUGAGGGGAAAUGAUCCUGGAGGAAGUGGAACUGGAAAGAAACUCUCCGUGGAGAUCAUUCUUCAUGCAGCUGACGCGAUGGGGAACCAUGGAGACGCCUUGGAACAGUUUUGUAGGAUCAAAUGUUUGAUGAAAUGAUCUCGUCCUCCUCAUUGAUGGAGCGCGCGCCCCUUCUGGCAUGGGUCGUGCUUAUCCUGAUCCUCGGGGUCUGCUUCGGGUCCCCGAACCCCAACCACCGUCUGGUUUGUUGGAAAGCCAUCUUCAAGUGUCACGCGGAGCCGGAGUGCCAUUACGCGUACGACCAGUACCUUUACGCGUGCGCGUCCGUGCUCAGCGGUGAGCGGAGGAAGUGUCCCAGCCACUGCAUCUCCUCCCUGAUCCAACUCAAUCUGACCCGGAGCGGCCCGGCUCUGGAGGACUGCGACUGCGCCGCGGACCCGCGCUGCAGGAGCACCAAGCAGGCCAUCGAGCCGUGCGUGCCGCGGACCAGCACCAUGGGCUGCACGGAGGCCCGGCUGCAGUGCGGGCUGGACCCGGCCUGCAGCUCUGCCAUGAAGGAUUACCUGUUCCACUGCCGGAAGCUGUUCGGGGGGCAGAUGUGCACGGAGAGCUGCCGCAGGACCAUAGCGGACAUGCACUCCAUCCCCAAAGCGCAACAGCUGGACACGUGCGUGUGCGACGGCGCAGAGAGGAACAUCUGCGAGUACAUCAAAGUGAGCAUGAGGACUUUAUGCUUCGGAGAGGGCAGCGGGUUUGCCGACUCUGAGGAGGAUGCAGAGGACGUUUAUUUCGACCCGGGGGAUUAUCCAAAUGUGGAAAACGCGUGCGCUUCUGCGCCUUUUCUGACGCUCUUUCACACCCUGACAAUCAUUGUUGCUUCCAAAGGCAUCUAAAAGUUUUUCCUCACAUUGCUUGACUCUAAAUGUUUUCUAAAGUUAUUCUUUGAGGAGAGUUUUUCUGUCUUUUUACACCUAAAAGUGCCUAUAAGCUCUUUAGUCCAAUGAAAAGAACCAAAGUUGACGACCCCUGCAGAUCUGUGAAAAAAGCUCUUAAAAGUGUGACACUUGUUCUUUGAUGAAUGUCAGAAGGAAUAAAAUGUUGGUUCCUUCCUCUUUAA
Molecule: messenger RNA, 1301 nt
Organism: Oryzias melastigma (Indian medaka)
Lineage: Eukaryota; Metazoa; Chordata; Actinopteri; Beloniformes; Adrianichthyidae
Product: growth arrest-specific protein 1
Exons: 1
Coding region: 307-1077 (256 amino acids)
Biological process (GO): regulation of cell cycle
Source: RefSeq, a predicted model, not a curated record